AUGAAACCCGACGGCGUGGUCACGACGACGACGGCGAUGAUCCCGCCGGACGACCACCUCCGGUCGCGCAGCCGCCUGGCCGCCGUGCUGGCGCCGCUCCUGCUCUUCCUCGCCGCCGUGCUCUCCUUCCCCUCCACGCUCCGCCUCGCCGCCAUCCCGCUCCCAACGCCGCUGCAGCCGCCGCUGGUGACGACGCCCCACCAGCCGCCCCGUCGGACCGCCACCACUACCUCCACCUCCACCGCACGGGUCGCCGUCUGCCUCGUGGGCGGCGCGCGGCGGUUCGAGCUCACGGGGCCCUCCAUCGCGCGCCACGUCCUGGCCGGCGGCGCGUUCGCCGUCCCCGCAUCGGCGGCGCCGGGGCACCACAGCAGCAGCAACCAGACGGCCGUCGACGUGUUCCUGCACGCCCCGCUGGACGCCGACGCGUACAAGCUGUCCCUCCUGGCGCGCGCCGCCGUUCCCGCGACAGGCACCAGCAGCAACAACGUCAGCGUCGCCGCCGUGCGCGUGUUCCGGCCGGAGCGCCUCGACGUGACGACGCCGCCGGCGCGCGCGCAGGUGCUCACCGCCCUCAACUCGCCCAACGGCUUCCAGGGCCUGCUGCAGUACUUCCGGCUGGUGGAGGGGUGCCUGGACCUCAUCCGCGACCGCGAGUCCCGAGGCAACUUCACCUACGCCGCCGUGCUCCGCACCCGCCUCGACGGCUUCUGGACGGCGCCACUCCGCCUCGACGACGCCGACCUCCUCCUCCCCUCCUCCACCGACUACUACGUCGUCCCAGAGGGCUCCCGCUACGGCGGCCUGAACGACCGUCUAGGCUACGGCGGUCGUCGCUCCAGUGACGCCGCGCUGUCGCGGCUGUCCAUGCUCCCGCGCCUGGCCGCCGCGGGCUACGCGGCGCUCAACUCGGAGGCGGCGUUCGCGGCGCAGCUGAAUGUGUCGGGCGUGGCCGCACGCGAGCGCCGCCUCCCGUUCUGCGUCCUCAGCGACCGCUCCUACGCGUUCCCGCCGGUCCCCGGGUACGGCGUCCCCGUCGCGUCGCGCGAGUGGAGCUGGACCGAGUACCGGAACGGGACCGUCGAGCUCUGCGACGCGUCGGGCCCGUGGGAGGAUGGGUGGGAGGCGAUGUUCGACGCCGCCGCUGGAGAUGACGCCGCCCGGGCCAGGCGGAGCGUGGUAAAGAUGGGUGCCGGGGAGUGCGUCGACCAGAUGGAGAAGUUCGAGGCCCUCGCGGAGCGGUGGGACGCGCCUAGCCCCGCCGAGAUCUGCCGGAUCGGGUUCAGAGCCCGGACAGAGGCGGCGGCCGCGGCGGCGAAUACCUCCUCCUCCAGCGGCGACUCUUGA
Messenger RNA from Miscanthus lutarioriparius, 1347 nucleotides. The record is from the annotation of a GenBank genome assembly. NCBI's taxonomy places the organism in Eukaryota, Viridiplantae, Streptophyta, Magnoliopsida, Poales, Poaceae.